Messenger RNA from Toxotes jaculatrix (banded archerfish), 1291 nucleotides. RefSeq names its product nucleophosmin/nucleoplasmin, 3 (gene npm3). Gene Ontology annotation, cellular component: nucleolus; cytoplasm; nucleoplasm. The transcript has 5 exons. The record is from RefSeq and is a predicted model, not a curated record. Bases 140 to 631 code for a protein of 163 amino acids. Gene Ontology annotation, biological process: chromatin remodeling. Lineage: Eukaryota; Metazoa; Chordata; Actinopteri; Toxotidae. Gene Ontology annotation, molecular function: RNA binding; histone binding; chromatin binding.
CACAUUGAUGACGAUACACACAUGUUCAUAGUUUGCGACGCGCUUGUUAUUUUUCGUGGGAGUCUCAUUCAGCUGUAACGCGUGAGCAGCAAAUUACAAAAAAAAGAAAAAGAAAAAUAAAAUUAAGCCCUUCGACAAAAUGUCUUUCCACGACGACGAAUCCUCGGAUCAGGGACUGGCCGGUCAAUCAAAGCUGGAGAGCUUCCUGUUCAGCUGCGAGCUGUCGUCCAAAGUCCCUUUCUACACUUUCCAAGGAGAUGAAGAGGAGGACCUGGAGCACUUCCUUGAACUCAGAACAAUUUGUCUAGGGGAAGGUGUCAAGGAGGAGAGCAAUGUGGUGGAGGUGACGGCCAUGAACCACCAAGGAAAGACUAUUUCUGUGCCCAUCGCCAACCUUCACAUCAGCUGUCUGCCCAUGGUGAGUCUGGGAGAGUUUGAGCUGAAAGCCCCAGUGACCAUCCGGCUCAAGGCUGGGUCAGGACCAGUUACUGUCAGCGGGCUGCACCUUAUUGCCUCACAGGUCGAAGACUCCGAUCUGUCUGAUGAGGACGACGAAAGCGAGGAGGAGGACGAGGAGGAGGAGGAAGAGAUCUCCCCCAUUAAACCAGCGAAGAAGAAGCAGAGGCAGUAGACGGAUGAGUUUUCGGAAAGACCUCACUCACUCUCUGAUACGUUUUGAGAAAUGCCACAGAUUUUUUUUGUACCAGACGGACACAUUUUACAGAGUUACUACUUCUUCCACACAGCCACACGAAUGCUUAGUGUGGUGGCAGCUAAACAUGCUGUGGGAGGAAGGAACAUCACGAGGGGCUCUGAUGUUCUCGCCUCUCCUCUCGGUCUGAGCAGUGUAUUUAACUGCGCUUAAGACAUUCACUUACAGAAGAACUGUUUUUGCUACUAAAUGCGACCCAGUGUUUUAUACUGUAUAUGAUACAGUCACCAUGGUUUUAUUGCACCAGCGGUGGAAAAUGUGUCUGUGUGUGUGUGUUUCUGUGUGAGCGCGCGCAUGUGUGUACUUGUCAGACGGGAAAGAAGGGGUUUAAAGAUCAAUUGUGAUUUCAGCUGAAUGGUGCAAUCAGAUGAUUUCCACACAUACGUACAUAUGGAUUAUUAAAUGUUUCACAAGAGUAUCUCCAUUUCCGGUUGUUUGUAAUUCAGAAAUACCUUUUUUCUAUGUGAAAUGUCAGUCAUAAAUGUGAAGAUUUUGUACUCAUAGUGAAUGCAUCAGUUCAUUUUUAUUUACACUCUCUUUUGAAUUCAUAUAAAUAAAACUAAUUUUCAGCCUGUUACA